Messenger RNA from Zerene cesonia (dogface butterfly), 1347 nucleotides. Its product is annotated as retinoid-inducible serine carboxypeptidase-like. Lineage: Eukaryota; Metazoa; Arthropoda; Insecta; Lepidoptera; Pieridae. The coding region runs from base 1 to 1347 and encodes 448 amino acids. The transcript has 9 exons. Gene Ontology annotation, biological process: proteolysis. Gene Ontology annotation, molecular function: serine-type carboxypeptidase activity. The record is from RefSeq and is a predicted model, not a curated record.
AUGGGUAUAAUAUUUAACAUUAGUGCAAAUUUGGAUGAUCCUGAAAUUCAUAGAUGUGUAAACACAACUGUUAAUGCACAGUAUGGUGAUUACAAACAAGACUUCGGUUAUGUGGACGUCCGUGAGGGCGCGCAUAUGUUUUAUUGGUUAUAUUAUACCACGGCUGACGUCAAGAAUCACACAGAAAGACCAUUGAUAGUCUGGUUGCAAGGCGGGCCCGGAGGCUCAUCGACUGGUAUCGGUAAUUUUGAAAUUCUAGGUCCUCUCGACCUUACAUUGCAAGAAAGGGAUUAUACUUGGAUUAAAAACUUCAACGUGCUUUUCGUGGAUAACCCCGUUGGAACUGGAUUUAGUUACGUUGAUGAAUUAAGAUUUCUGACCAAAAGUAACGAUGAAAUAGCAUUGGACUUCGUGGAAUUAAUGCGAGGAUUUUAUAGAAACAAUCCCAUAUUUGAAAAUGUACCUCUGUACAUAUACGGACAAUCUUAUGGGGGUAAAAUGGCUAUAGACAUGGGCAUUCGAAUGCGCGAGGCGGAAGAGGCUGGGACUAUUAAAUCAAAUUUAAGAGGGAUAGCUAUGGGUAAUGCUUGGAUAUCACCUGUCGAUGCUACUUUAACCUGGGCCCCACUAUUACUAGCCGCUGGUCUUAUAGACAAGACCGGUUAUGACAACAUCCAAAAAUCAGCAUUCGAAGCUGAAAGACUAUUUAAUGCUGGCCUGUACCGGGAAUCCAGCUUUCAGUGGGGAAGAACGCAGCAGCAAGUGUUUAGCGCAACAACCUAUGUGGACUUUUACAAUAUUCUUACGAGAAUACCACUUGAUUGGCUCCAAGAUACUCCCCGAAAUCUUGAUGAAUUUUUAACGAAACUGACAAUAAGAGAUCACCCUAUACAGUUACCGGAAGGACAGGAAGAGAUAGAUCUAGAUGAAUUUAUGAAUACGGUAAUCAAGGAUGCACUUAACAUACCCGCAAAUGUUACGUGGGGAUCGCAGUCAAAUGCAGUCUUUGACACUUUGAGAGGCGACUUUAUGAAACCUGUUACCGAUGGCAUUGAAAAGCUAUUAAAUGAAACGGACAUAAUCCUCACCAAGUAUAAUGGAAAUUUAGAUCUUAUUUGUGACACUCCAGGACAAAUAUUGUGGGUCGACCGCCUCAAGUGGGCUGGAGCAGAAGGUUAUAAAAAUGCACCCCGCCAACCAAUUUGGGAAAACAAUCAGCUGGAAGGAUAUUACAAAUCAUACGGAAACUUUAGAUUCUUUUGGAUUAAUAAAGCAGGGCAUAGUGUACCGAGAGAUAACCCAGCCGGAUCGAAUGCAUUUCUUAGAGACAUGACUUCAUUUGGAUAA